AGCUUCCUGAUUUCUGAAGUCUGAGUGAUUUCCUCUGUGUGCCGAGAGGAAAGAGCCUUCUGCACUCACAGCUGAAGGGAAAGCAGCAGGUUGGGGCUUCUUGUGGUCAACUUCAGAGCCUGUCACCAGGAAAGGUAAGCAUGGGAGGAAGGAAGAUGGCGAGAGAUGAAGAAAAUAUCUAUGGUUUAGAAGAGAACACUUGGUCCCGGCAGGAGUCCACGCUGAGGCUCAUCCUUGUUGGGAGAACAGGGGCCGGAAAGAGCGCCACUGGGAACAGCAUCCUGGGCCAGAAACGGUUCCUCUCCAGGCUGGGGGCCACGUCUGUGACCAGGGCCUGCACCACGGCCAGCCGCUGGUGGAACAAGUGCCACGUGGAAGUCGUGGACACUCCGGACAUUUUCAGCUCCGAAGUGUCUAAGACAGACACCGGCUGUGACGAGAGAGGUCGCUGCUACCUGCUCUCGGCCCCGGGACCCCACGCGCUGCUGCUGGUGACCCAGCUGGGCCGGUUCACGGCCCAGGACCAGCAAGCGGUGAGGAAGGUGAGGGACAUGUUCGGGGAGGACGUACUGAAAUGGACGGUCAUCGUCUUCACCAGGAAGGAGGACCUGGCGGGGGGCUCCCUGCAAGAUUACGUGCGCAGCACAGAGAACCGGGCCUUGCGCGAGCUGGUGGCCGAGUGCGGGGGCCGGGUCUGUGCCUUUGACAACCGGGCCACCGGCCGGGAGCAGGAAGCCCAGGCGGAGCAGCUGCUGGGGCUGGUGGAGGGCCUGGUGCGGGAGCACAAGGGCGCCCACUACUCCAACGAGGUGUACGAGAUGGCGCAUCUCCUGCGCUGGGCAGGCCAGGAGGAGCGGCUCAGGAGGGUGUCGGAGGGCGUGGCCGCCCUCAUGCGGAGGAGGCCUUGGGGCGCCUGGCUGCGGGCCGGGCUGUGGGCGUGGCCGAAGCCGCCCUGGAGCUGGAGGCUGGGCCUGGCCCUGCUGCUGGGCGGCGCGCUCCUCUUCUGCGUGCUGCUCCACAGGCGCUGGUUGGCGGUCUUUGCGGAGGUCGGACCUGACUGACACUGCAGGUCCUAAAACUGAAGGCAACUUGGUCAAAAGAGGCUGAAUUAUUGGAGCUGAAGGGACAACUUGAUUCCAACGGAAGGAAUCCUGUAGUUUCAGGCACAGUUUUAAUGACACAGAAAACUUUGAAUGCUGCAUCAUCUUUGCAACUUUGCCAAGAGUCAGAGUCCACUUUUUUAAGUUUUUAACUCAUUUUAAAUGAUGUGCAUGCCGUUUUAAAUUUCUCUAACAAUAACUUCCUUUGGUAGUUUUGGUAGUCUAAUGUCAAGUAGCUUCUGGUGGGGACAAAUGCGUGGCACAGGGGAAAGAAGUGCCUUUAUUUUUGAACUUUUUAAAAAAUUUAGACUGCCCCGCCUUGAUAAUUUUCUAGUUCAUAUACAUGAGUAGAUAUGUUCUUUUGUGAUUCUUGUAGACUGUUAGCAUCAAUAAAAGAAAUGUGGGCAUUACACAUGCUAAUGUUACUUCUGAGACAUCAGUUUAUUAGUACAAUGAUUUACUGCCAAAAAGAUGAAUGUAACUGUACUGUUACAAAGCAGAAGAUAACAGUUUCCACUUUUCUAGAACAUAUUAUGGUUCGUGGCAUUCCAAAAUGAAGUAGGGGCCAGGUGAGGUGGCUCACGCCUGUAAUCCCAACACUUUGGGAGGCCUAGGCGGGUGGAUCACCUGAGGUCAGGAGUUCGAGACCAGCGUGACCAACAUGGCGAAACCUCAUCUCUACUAAAAAUACAAAAAUUAGCCAGACGUGGUAGCACUCGCCUGUAAUCCCAGCCACUCAGGAGGCUGAGGCGGGAGAAUCGCUUGAUGCAGUGAGCCGAGAUCGUGCCACUGCACUCCAGCUUGGAUGACAGAGCAAGAAUCUGUUGAAAGAAGGGAAGGGAAGGGGAGGGGAGGGGAGGGAAAAGAAAGAACAAAAGUAGGAUACUGGGAAAAUAACGUGUAAUAUCUCCUAUAUGGUUAUUCAUAUUUUUGUCUCUCUCUCUCUCUCUCUCUCUCACACACACACACACACACACAGAGUCUGUAUCUCCAGCUCCACUCUGGUUAUGGAGAAGAGGCAGAGCGCCAGGUGCAUAGGCUGAGACUGCAGACACCUGACCAUCCUAUUACUGUGAGGCAAAAGCAUCCGGUAUUUUUCGGGUUGGGCCUGUCCAGGAAGGUUCUUGAAUGCCCGGUGAUUAGAAAAUGUGACGCUGACUGGUUGUGCGAAUCAAACAAUAGGAUUUCCUUCUUUCUACUUCUGAGCAUAAUGAGAACCCUUUAAGGGAACUCAUUGUCUUUAAAUCAGCCAACCUCUAGUGAGGUCAUGGAGACACAGGAAGCAGGUAUUCACAUUAGCCCCAAUCAAGGGGAAGAGGAAGAGGAAGGGAGUGUGCGCAGGCGCCCUAGGGUCUUCCCCAGCACACAUUGGGAAGGAGGGGUCUGCAAGCAUGCGCACAAAUGCCAGGUCAAGCUAAGGACUGCAGGAGGUUCCACGUGGGCUGCGGGCUUCGGGCAGGCUAUGGUCAGGGGUCCUGAGGGCCUUGGUGACGUUGCAGGGAGUUGGACUUUCUGCAGCGUGGCUCAAGUAAAACCCAUGUUUAAUUCCUGCCUUUCGCUUCCUCAGCAGCCAUACUGGACCCUUGCAGGGGCCUCGAGCCAGGGAGGGAUUCCUUUGAAGACCAGAGGGAGCAGCAGGGAGGGUACAGCGUGGUCGUCCAUGGCCACUUGCGCACGAACCAGUGCUGCUGGUGGUGGUAGAGAACAACUUUUAUCAAAGUGGUAGAGAACAACAGCAGCAACAAAGGUAUUGCUCUUUGUGGAGCAGGGCUGCCCCAUAGACAGUGUGCCCAGAGUAGCAGCUCAGAAGCAGUUCUGCAAUCAUAUUUAUACCCAGUUUCAAUGAUAUGCAAAUUAAGGGGUGGAUUAUGCCAAAAUUUCUAGAAAAAAGGCAAUAACUUCCAGGUCAUGGGAUUGUUGCCAUGGAAAGGAGCCAUAACUUCCAGGUGUUGCCUUAGCAAUGGUAACCUGACAUGGCACUAGUGAGUGUGUUUUAUGGAGAGACUCCAUAAAACCUCUUCCCUUUCAGCUCGUCUUCAGUGUGGUCUGGAGCCCAAUCCCCACCUCCGGAGUCGAAUCCUGCCUCCUCUUAGUAAUAAAAAGUAGUAGUAAAUGGUUAAUUGUCAAAUACGUUUGCAAAGUGUAAUCAAAGAUACAUUACCAAUCUGAAUCUCAAAGUGUGCUAUCAUCUUUGAAUCUGAAUAAUAUAUUAUUAAAGAAGUUACAGUUUUCCUUUACAUUCAAUAACAUUUCUUUAGUGGUUUUCUUUUUCAGAUACUUUGAUUAUAAUCUUUUUUUUUUUUUUUCAUCUUUGUAUCCCCAUUAUACAACCCAGUGCCUGGCAUAUAAAGUGGGAUCAACAAAUGUUUGGAAAAUAAAUUGUAAAGUUGACUUUCCUGUACCUUUUUAAUAUUAGGUUUCCAACUACCAUGCUUUUGACCAUUUUCUAAAUUUUCUACCCUAGAUAACAGAAAAUUAUUUCAUGCAAGCUUGCUAUUGUAUUAAUGAUACUCUCCUGCCCUAAGGAAAUUUACUUCCCUUCAAGCACAGGGUCCCCCAAAUUACUGUAUUUCCACCCCCUUUCAGCUUAUUUUAUCCUUUUCUCCUACUACAGAACAGUUGGCAUUCACCAUUCCCUUCAGUAAAGUCCUUUUUUUGUCUGUGGUUUAAAGGAUGCUUUUUCCCCCAUAGCUCAAGGUUAGGCCUUGUAACCUCAGUUAUGUAAUUUGAGUGAUUUGAUAGCACAAAUCAAUUUUAUAUUUAAAUUACAGCAUAAAACAGCACUGCCUCCUGUAGGAAAACUUGCUUGCUAAUUUUGACCAGACAUAGGGUAAAAAUACUGUCCAGUACCUCAAAAUUUAUAUGAAUAUAUAUCCAUUUCAAUUGUGUCCCCCUUCCUCUCCUCUCCUUUUAUCUCUUCGAGGAUAAAAAUAUAUGGGUCGUGUGCUGAUGAUGUUUCUGUUCAUAUUUCUAUGCCCUGGUACCUGGAUCAGCUUUUGUUCUACAAAAAAAGACUUGUAUCUGGCUUAUUUCUGAAAGCUAGUGUUGGCCAUGAUUAACUUUUAGAGCAAAAGAUUUCAGGCAAUGAGUACAUUCUUACAUAUUCUUACACAGUGAAUAUUCAGUUCCAGCCCGCACAGUAGCCCUAACAGAUACCUGUGCUCCUUCCAGAGAUUCACCUAUGGAUUCAGUACCCCAGAAGAGAAUUCCUGUAAAUUAUUGGGGAAGCUAUAGCUAGACUAUGGCUCAACACUCAUUUUUCCCCCAUGAUUCUUAAUCUAACAGUGGCACUGUUGGCCUAUUCUUUGGCAACUAGAUUUGGUUCUUGCUUAUUCUACCAAUAAAAUAUUUUAUUGAGAUG
This is a messenger RNA of Piliocolobus tephrosceles (Ugandan red Colobus), 4461 nucleotides long. RefSeq names its product GTPase, IMAP family member 1 (gene GIMAP1). Bases 141 to 1061 code for a protein of 306 amino acids. The transcript is spliced from 3 exons. NCBI's taxonomy places the organism in Eukaryota, Metazoa, Chordata, Mammalia, Primates, Cercopithecidae. Gene Ontology annotation, molecular function: GTP binding. Gene Ontology annotation, cellular component: endoplasmic reticulum. The record is from RefSeq and is a predicted model, not a curated record.